Molecule: messenger RNA, 3099 nt
Organism: Orussus abietinus
Lineage: Eukaryota; Metazoa; Arthropoda; Insecta; Hymenoptera; Orussidae
Exons: 4
Coding region: 1757-3046 (429 amino acids)
Source: RefSeq, a predicted model, not a curated record
GCGUGCUCGCGAGAUCUCUUUCCACUAGGUACCUUCUCUUCAGGGGGACGACGAACCGUUGCGAGAGAGAGGGCGCGCGCCACGCCGAGGGAAGCGAGGCUGGCUCGCUAGCCCUCGCGCGAUGCGCCUUUUCGAUCCCGGGCCAGGUGCGCGCGUCGCGCCCUGACCGGCGCGGCACGGCCUCGAGAGCUCGCGCGAGCGGGCCGUAAUAUGGCGUCGACUCGGGCUGACACCGCGGCCCUUAUUUGCGGCGCGAGAGAGCGCUCUCGGCAAUUAAGUGUGCGGGCGCGGGUAGCCGCAGGCGGCGAAGAGGGCGAUCGGCGGGCAGAGCGGUUACGAUCGGUCGGCAGUUAUGUAAAGAUGCGGUGGUGUAUGAAUUGAUUCGAGCGAAACUUCAAAGAUUAACUAAACAUGGCCACAUCUGGAACUAUUCUGAGCGGGCGGCUGGACGGAAAACGGCGCGAGCGGCCGCCGAGUCGGAGGGAAAGCGAGGCGAGGUCGGCCCGGCCAAUCGGAGCGCUCCGUCGGGACCACGUGACCCGGAGACCGCGUCUUCCCUGCGACCUUCCCCCACCCGGCUACCUCUCUAUUACCCCACUUUGUUCGUGACGACGCGACGCGCCGAGCCAUUGGCUCCCGUUCACCGUUCGUACUGCCCGAUCGAAAGACGUCGCCUUCUUGGGAUACGUGCGUUACGUCACGCCGCGUCUACGUGCUCGAGAGCUCCUCGACCGACGAGAUAAUUAUGGCCGGGUGAACCGGGUGAACCGGGUGAACGUCUCCUGCGAUCGGUGCCCGGAAACGGACCGUUCGAUCGCUCCCCUCUCUUUCUCUCGCUCUCUCUCUCUCUCCCUGGACCCGAAGAUCCAAUUCUUUCUCGCGAAGGACUUCGUACCUGCCCAUGGAGAAGGUCUCGUUAAGCGAUGGAAAAGUCGAUCUCCUAAUUAAGGCUCGACAAAUUGACUUUUUACGAGACACGCAAGCCGCUUCUAUUUUCGGGAAGUGGCUCUGGAGUUUAUUCGUAAUUCUGCGAUCGACAUUGGUUUAACUUUUCGAUAAUUUUGGUCGUUGACAGCUGCCUACGCUUUUUUUUUUCGCUUGCGCAAAGUUACGUCUUUGUUAUAUGCGGCUCGUGAUGUAUACAGGGUAACGAGUAAUUGUACUCGAAUUAGUAGAUAAGCAUACCUUUGUAUACAUUGGUCCGAAGAGGUUUUAAAAUGCUGACAAAAAGUGGUUCUAUUUUACAGAGAAUUUGGCCGCGUGGGGCCAUCUUGCGACCGAGGUUACAAUUUCGCUUCAAAGGCCCAAUUUUAGGCUCGACGUGAUGUUACCGACUACGUUUGAAUUGAUAUUUGUACCCAACAAUUUUUGUACAAAGCUAUCCUAAAUUAAUAAACCAAAUGACUUCCGUUCAUACGUAAUUAUUUCAAUUCCUUCCAAGAUUUCGCACCUUCGUGUUCGGUUCAAUUUCUAGAUAAGGAAAUUGUAGCAUAAGUUGGGCCGUAACCGAACCGUGGAAAACUUGUUUGCUGCUUUAGCAGCGAUUAAUUAACAGUUUUACACCCAUUGUGAUGCAUUUUCACCGAAUAAGCUACAGUUUGCUCAAACUCCUCCAACCAACGCUGUUAGUUCAAACGAAUCAACUGAACGCAAUUGCACGGGUAAUCGAGAUGGAAAGUCGGUACUCUGAAUAAUCGAACGUUUAAUAGAACUGUGUCUAUGGAACUCUAAAUUGGAUACUGGCUUUUUUUUAACCAUGGUGUCGAGUAGAUCGAGUACUUUCAGUCGGAUCAAUCGGUGCCUUUUUACGGUAACAACAUUCUUCAUUUAUUACCAUUGGAUGGUGAACGGAAGCCUCGCAGAGAAACCGAAUUGUUCUGAAAGAAAUACUACAGAAGAAUGCGAUACCAUUAAGAGUUACAAUGUGAGCAAGCAAUGGUUGCAGGGGAGAGUGCAUUGCAAAUCGUGCUUUUAUCUGCACCUGCGCCAUAUUAUCGAUCAUGGAGACAGUAAACGUUAUUUUUCAAAAAAUGUUAGCACUGGGAAACGACUGAAAGAAGUCGCACGUAAUCCUAUCAUCGAUAAGGCUCUCGAUGAAAUCGAUUAUAUUGCGUAUUUAAAACGUAACAAGACUUUCGAAGUGAAAAAUAUUGUGAGGAAAAAAAAAUUCAAUGCGCAGCAAGUACUAUUCAGGCGAUAUCAUACUGUAGAGCGCCGAAGUAUAAAUAUUCCUAAAUAUCCAAAUCUUAGAGAUGUUAGUGAGUCCAAAGGAUCAACGAAAACUGAAAAUAUGCAUGCACUUAUCAAUCCUGCGUCAACCCUGGAUAAUGUCGGGGAUCAAGAAGAAUACUCCGAAGAGGAGGUAGACGAUGAUUCCCACUUUCUGGUACAUCACAUCUCGAUAGCUAAUAUAGACAUCAAUUCGACAACUAGUGAAUUGGAAAUUGAUGAUGAUAGUAAUUCAUCGGUCAUGCAAACAAAUGCAUCUGAACCCGAAUUUAAUAACAGGAGAUAUCCAAAAUUCGAAACAGAAAAUUUGAAUAACUCUAUGGGGAUUAAUCAUCAACAAUCAUCACCGAAAUAUAAAUUGCGAGUAGUUAAUGAGACAGAAAUUCAGACAACUACACAAAUUGUGAAUAAAUCUAACAACGGGGCCUCUCAUAACACAUCUAAAAUAAUUGUCAAGAACAAAUUACCACCCGAUGUUUCAAACAAAUUGCGUUCGGUGAAACUGAUGAAUGCUAAAGACCGUUCGAUGACGACUCACUGGUCAAAGAAGAAAGUGAAAGGUUUGAAAAAAUACCGAUCAGCGCAGAAGAAAAAACCCACGAUUUUCAAGAAGAAAAUUAAGACAAAGAGUUCAGCCAAGUCGAAUAAGACAAAAAAGCGACCCAAAGUAUCUAAACCAAAAUCUCAAAAGAAAAAUAAAAAGCCAGUGAAUAAAACGAAGCAAAACUCAAAGAAAAAUAAUGCAAAAAAAAAUAAGGGGAAAAAUCGGAAAAACUCAACAAAGAGAGCAAUUGACAACGACCAAUUAGAGUACUAACGAAAUAAUGUCAUUAUUUUAAAUGAAGCGUACCGAGAAUUAUACUUACAUGG